Molecule: messenger RNA, 1877 nt
Organism: Phyllotreta striolata
Lineage: Eukaryota; Metazoa; Arthropoda; Insecta; Coleoptera; Chrysomelidae
Source: the annotation of a GenBank genome assembly
CUCCUUUCUGCACAAGCAACAGUAGGUAACACACGUGAAAAAUAAAAUUUUGAUAUUGUGAUAGAAAUAAUCAUGGUCAAUAGGAAAAAGAAGUAUACAAGCGGCGAAGGUGCCCAGUUCAUGACGAGAAAAUCUGCUUUGAAAAAAUUGCAGCUAUCUCUGAACGAUUUCAGGAAACUUUGCAUAUUGAAGGGCAUUUACCCUAGAGAGCCAAGGAACAGGAAGAGAGCGCAGAAAGGAAAAGCUGGAAUCAGGACCCUCUAUCAUGUCAAAGACAUCCAAUUUUUACUACACGAGCCCAUAGUUUGGCGUUUGAGGGAUUAUAAAAUAUUCAAUAAAAAAGUAGGACGCGCCAGGGCGGUUAAGGAUUUCGAAAAGCUGAACAAGUAUCUCAACAACCACCCGACUCUCAAAUUGGAUCACAUUGUUAAGGAACGAUACCCUACUUUCAUAGAAGCCCUUAAGGACUUGGACGAUUGUUUAACACUGUGCUUCCUAUUCAGUACGUUCCCUUCUCUAGCGCACGUACCCAGAGAUCAGUCGGCUUUAUGCAGACGAUUAACAUUAGAGUUCCUUCACGCUGUAAUAGAGGGCAAACUCCUGCGAAAAGUCUUCGUAUCAAUCAAGGGAUAUUAUUUCCAAGCCGAAAUAAAAGGCCAAACAAUCACUUGGAUUGUUCCCCACCAUUUCUCGUUUACUCCAAUGUCUAAAGCCGAAGUAGACUUUAAGGUCAUGUCUACUUUCGUCGAAUUCUACACCGUUAUGCUGGGAUUCGUGAAUUUCAGAUUGUAUCACGGUUUGAAUUUGUAUUACCCGCCCAAGUUCAGUUGCUUGCAACAGAACAACGAAGAAAAGCAGUUAGUAGACGAAGAUAUAUUCGUCGCAGAAAGGGUAGCAGCCUUGAAUCUACCAGUUUCGAAGACUUCGAACGAACUCGUAGAAGACGAUUUCGAGAUAGAUAAAUUCAACGCGGAUGGCAGCGAAGCAAAUGAAGAACAACAAGAAGAGAUCCGCAAGGAACUGGAGAAAGUUAAGAACUUGAAGAAUUUGUUUAAAGGGCAAAAAUUCUACUUAAACAGAGAAGUGCCCAGGGAACCCCUUGUUUUUGUUAUUAGAUGUUUCGGAGGUGAAGUCUCUUGGGAUAAAACAUUAUUCGUAGGAUCCACUUUCGAUGAAGAUGAUGAAACGAUAACACAUCAAAUAGUCGAUAGGCCAUCUAUGGAGAAACAGUUCAUAUCUAGGUAUUAUAUCCAACCGCAAUGGGUGUUUGAUUCAGUUAAUGCACGAGAUCUUCUGCCUGUACAGAAAUAUUUCAUGGGUGAAGUACUUCCUCCACAUUUAUCUCCGUUUAUUGAUCCAGAAAAGGACCAGGAAUACAUUCCGCCAGAAGCUAGAGCUUUGUAUAAUGAAAAUGAAUUAGAGGAGCAGUUUAAAAAUGAUGAGAAUAAGAAAAACGACGACGAUGAGGAUGAUGAUGAAGAAGAUGAUAAUGAAGAAAAUGAGGAACAAGAAGGCAAUGAUGAUCAAGAAGAUGAGGAAGGUGAAGAAGAUAAUGAAGAAAAUGUGUCUAAGAAACCCAAACUUUCUGUGAGCACUGGAGAAGUUUACAAAGAAAUUCCGUGGGAGAAAUCCAGGCAAGAGAGGCAGGAGUUCCGUCUGAGGGAAAAAAUGAUUAAAAACAAACAUCGCCAUUUGUAUAAAAGCAUGAUGGAAGGAAAACAGAAGAGAGCUAAGGAAAUUUGGUUGUUGCGUAAGAAACGAAGGUUACAUGAUGAAAAGGAAAAGGGACAAAAGGAGAAGAAGAAAAGCGAAAAACCUAAAAAGAAAAUCGUAACAAAUUAAGCAUUUCUUGUAAACGAGUUUGAUAUGUAUAAUAA